This is a messenger RNA of Maniola jurtina (meadow brown), 626 nucleotides long. RefSeq names its product alpha carbonic anhydrase 8-like. NCBI's taxonomy places the organism in Eukaryota, Metazoa, Arthropoda, Insecta, Lepidoptera, Nymphalidae. The record is from RefSeq and is a predicted model, not a curated record. The transcript is spliced from 2 exons. Bases 152 to 598 code for a protein of 148 amino acids.
CAAGUUGGACUGGCAUUUCCAUCUAUCCGCAGUGUUGCGAGAACGCUGACUCGACCUCCAGUAAGCUUACCACAGAAUAAAAAUAUUUUUUUUUUACCUAUUUCAUUGAUUGAUAGUAACGUGUGCCAGACAGUCGACUCAGUGAGAAAACAUGAAGAUCAGUGCGUUUGUUUUGCUCUUCGUCUUUUGUUACGUCCAAUGUCGUAAGACUUAUGCACCAAUCGACAAGAAUGCCAACGUUGCUUUUAUAAAUAUGGAAGGCGGCGGUGGCAUAAGGCCGGCUCCGCGCAAUGCCAGUCCGAACCCUACGCCCGCACCGAAACUACCGGAGCCACCGAAACAAACACCAGCUCCUCAAGCAGCGACAGCUAAACCAGUAUCUCCACCUGUCGUGAAGCCCAACCCUGCCCCAGCAGUGCAGCCACCUAAAACGCCAAAUCUAAUUACUCCAAAACCCGUCUACCCUACACCCGCAGUGAAUCCUAUAACCACCCCUGGACCUGGAAGCGUGAAGCAACUUAUUACUUUUUAUGAUACCCAGGGUAAAGCUAGCCCAAUUCGUCCUUUUUCCUACAGCCAAGCUGUCAAACAAGGAUAAUAAUUUUUAUAAAUGAAAGAAGCAAAUU